Fragaria vesca subsp. vesca is the source of this 1663-nucleotide messenger RNA. RefSeq names its product transducin beta-like protein 2-like. The record is from RefSeq and is a predicted model, not a curated record. NCBI's taxonomy places the organism in Eukaryota, Viridiplantae, Streptophyta, Magnoliopsida, Rosales, Rosaceae. The coding region runs from base 88 to 1395 and encodes 435 amino acids. Gene Ontology annotation, molecular function: protein binding. The transcript has 10 exons.
CAAAACUAUCCAGACCUCUUCCUAUUUUCCCCAAAACUCCACUCUGAUCAAACCCUCACACCCCAAUCCAAUCCUCACCGUCCGCCAAUGGAUCCGGUUCUUCCACUCGCGGCCCUCUCCGUCCUCAUCGGCGCCGUCAUUGCCCUCGCCUUCUUUGGCAGCUACUUCCGCAAGCGGAGCUCCGAAGUCCAGUCCAUUUCCCAACCGGAGCUCCUCUCCGAUCAGAAGAAGCAACCGGCCAAGCCCUCCCAGCAUAAGAAGUCUCACGCCAAGCCUCACUCCCACGCCUCCGAUAAGGAUCACAACAAGAAGCAUCAUCCGUUGGAUGUGAAUACAUUGAAAGGUCAUGCCGAUUCGGUUGAUGGACUGUGUUUUUCUCCUGAUGGAAGGAGUUUGGCUACAGCUUGUGCGGAUGGAAUUAUCAGGGUAUUCAAGUUGGACGAUGCUUCGAGUAAAAGUUUCAAAUUUCUGAAAAUAAGUACGCCUGUUGGUGGUCCUCCUGUGGCAGUUUCCUUUUCUGACGAUGCAUCCUCCUUAGUCGUCGCUUCCCAAAAUCUGACUGGCGCUUCUUUGUACAUGUACGGUGGGGUAGAAAAACCCAAAGUUUCUAAUGAAUCCGGUCAGCCAGCCAAGGUUCCUCUCCCAGAAAUCAAGUGGGAACAGCACAAGAUUCAUGAAAAAUUAGGUAUUCUCACCUUAUUUGGGACCAAAGCAAGUUAUGGCACUGCUGAUGGGAGUGCAAUUAUUGCUUCUUGUUCUGAAGGUACUGACAUCAUAAUUUGGCAUGGUAAAACUGGCAAGAACUUGGGGCAUGUUGACACAAAUCAGUUGAAAAACAACAUGGCUGCUAUAUCACCAAAUGGACGGUUCAUUGCUGCAGCAGCUUUUACUGCUGAUGUGAAGGUGUGGGAGAUUGUAUAUUCAAAGGAUGGAUCAGUCAAGGAGGUUACAAAAGCCAUGCAACUUAAAGGACAUAAGAGUGCAGUAACUUGGUUAUGCUUUACUCCAGACUCCGAACAAAUCAUCACAGCAUCAAAAGAUGGUUCAAUAAGAAUUUGGAAUAUCAAUGUUCGAUAUCAUAUGGAUGAGGAUCCAAAAACUCUCAAGGUGUUUCCUAUUCCACUUAGUGGCGGUAGUCCCCACUAUGAUCGGCUUAGUUUAUCUCCUGAUGGAAAAAUCUUGGCGGCAACCCAUGGCUCAACAUUGCAGUGGUUAUGUGUUGAAACUGGAAAGGUAUUGGAGACAGCUGACAAAGCUCAUGACGAUUUUAUCACAUGCAUUGCAUGGGGACCACAGGCUAUUCCAAUGGGUGAUAAGAAACUAUUUAUUUUGGCAACAGCAAGUGUAGAUAAAAAGGUUAAACUUUGGGUUGCUCCAUCCCUCGAUGCAUCAUAAAGGAACCUUGUAGGUGGGUAUCGAGCUAAUGCAGGGCACGGAGAGAUCAAUGUGCGUUAGAUAUGCUGCGCAAAUUCUAUAGGUCCAGGCUAAAUAGUUCUAACACCUUCAUGGAAGCUAUUACACCCAUAGUUGAAAAGGCAGUCCUGAGCGUGGGAAGUUGUUUGCUUUCACAAGAUACUUGAGCUGCUUGAGAGGGUUUCUACAGAUUUUAGGUGUUUUUGGUAAACAGAAAAGUUGAACAUCGGAUUGUACACUAACUGUUUGG